AUGGCUUGUUACCUGGUCAUCAGUUCGAGACAUCUCAGCAAUGGGCACUACCGGGGCAUUAAAGGAGUCUUCAGAGGGCCCCUCUGCAAGAAUGGAUCUCCUUCUCCGGAUUUUCCAGAAAAGGAGAAGUCCACAGCAAAGGCCCUGGAAGAUGUAAAGGCGAACUUUUAUUGUGAAUUAUGUGACAAGCAGUACCACAAACACCAGGAGUUUGACAAUCAUAUUAAUUCUUAUGAUCACGCUCAUAAGCAGAGACUGAAAGAAUUAAAGCAACGCGAAUUUGCUAGAAAUGUAGCUUCCAAGUCAUGGAAAGAUGAAAAGAAACAAGAAAAAGCACUUAAGCGACUUCAUCAGCUGGCUGAGUUAAGGCAACAGUCUGAAUGUGUUUCUGGAAAUGGACCAGCAUACAAAGCCCCCAGGGUAGCCAUAGAAAAGCAACUCCAGCAAGGAAUUUUCCCAGUUAAAAAUGGCAGAAAGGUAUCAUACAUGAAGAGUGCUCUUCUCCUUAAAGGAAAGAAUAUCUCCAGAAGCAUUUCUGAUAAACAGCGGUCCACUACACCAAAUCGACAUCAGUUACAAACAGACAGGCGUUGUUUGUUUGGAAAUCGGGUACCACAAACAUCUUCAGAUCUCAGCAAUGUAAGUCACAGGACAGGAGUAUCAUUUUCUUUUUCCAAAAAAGUGCAUCUAAAAUUAGAGUCUUCAGCAUCAGUUUUCAGUGAGAACACAGAAGAAACCCACGAUUGUAACAAGUCGCCCAUCUAUGAAACAAAACAAACUGCAGAGAAAUGCACAUGCUGCAGGUUUGCAAAUGAAGAUACACACCUAACUAAGGAAAAAGACAUAAACAUUUCAUCAAGCCAUCUGGAAAGUGUUUUACACAAUACCUUCUCCAUAAGCUCUCAAAUUUUGCAAGGCAAAAAUGAUUCUGUUGAUGAAACACUAGAAGAUUCGAUUGGCAUUCAUGCUUCAUUCAGUAAAUCUAACAUUCGUUUUUCAGAUGUGGAUUUUGCUCCUUCUAGCAGAGCAAAGGAAACUAGAAAUACAUUGAAGAACACUUCAGAGAAAUGCAUUAAUCACGCAUGCCAAGCAGAUGUUUCCCCCAGCCCACCAAACAUUUAUAAGCACAGUGACGCCAGGAUGUUUGAAUGUUUGGGUGAGUUUCCAUCAAUAGAGCCAAGUGAAAAAAGCAGUACAGUUCAUCUGGAUCCUAACUUCAGAAGGGAGAAGAGAGAAAAAUCAUUAGAUAAAACAGAAAGAGUUAGCAGAAAUGUACAAAGGCUGGUAAGAGAAGCAUGUUCCCAUGAUGUGAAGUCCAAACCACUGCCUUUUCUCCACGUACAAAGCAAGGAUGGCCAUACCACUCUCCAAUGGCCUACAGAACUGCUUCUGUUUACAAAAACAGAGCCCUGUAUCUCUUAUGGCUGCAACCCAUUAUAUUUUGAUUUUAAGCUUUCUCGAAACACAAAGGAUGGCAGUGAUCCAGAGGACUUAAAAACAGAAUUGCUGAAAGAGCCCUCGGGAAUGAAGACUACAAUGGAAAACCAAGUCUCAGGUUUAAUUAAAGACCAACAGAAAUUGAUCCAGGAAGAUAAUCAGUCUCUAAAACCAAAGAUGAUAGCUAAUCCAGAUUGGGAAAAUUUCCAGAGAAAAUAUAAUUUGGGCUACAGCAAUUCCGAGCCCAAUAUGAGUGAACAUAAUUUUAGUGCAAGUGAUUUGGAAAUGGAAAAUCCUGAAGUGCCUGCUUACGAUGAUCUCUCUCUAAAGAACUGUGUAGGAAACAGUAAUAAUAGUGAUAAUGAACUUAAGAAACCUUCAAGGGCCCAUUGGCAAAGCUGCCGAAGGGUAAUUCUAAAUGAUGCAAAUGAGGGCCUAUCUUUUUCUCCUUACAUUUCUAGGACGAAAAAGCAUAAACUGAUUUCCUGUGAUCCACAUGUGGAUUUUGAAAAUGGGAAUCAAUUCACCUGGAAUUCUAGUCCUAAAACAGUAAGAGGCCACAGUGAUCACAGGGAGGACUUCAGUGUAAUUUUGAAUAGUAACCCCAUCAGCAUGGCCAGCAGGGUUUCUGGAUGUGGAAAAGCAAGUCACAAGAGAAGUUCUCCAAAGGUGUCUCUGAACAGACGUUCUAGUCCUUCUGACACAUCCCCUAGCAGUACAUCCAGCUUGAGAAGUACUUGUUCAACUCAUGGGUCCAGUGGUCAUGGAAAAGGUAAUUUGCUCUACUUUUGUAAAAGAGAACACAACUCAGUUGAAAGGCACAAACGGAAACGCCGAAAGCACAGUUGUCUCUGCUUGUCUGAUGAGCUAACAACGAGUGCCUGCCCACAGUCUGAAACCCAGAGAGACAGGAGCUGCAAACUAUGGGAAUCAGUUAAAAAUGAAAAAUACUCAAAACAUGGUUAUGGUCACUGCAGAGAAAAAUAUAAACUGGGCAAAAAUCAACAAUUUUCAGGGCCAAAAUCUAAGAGAAUCACCCAUUAUGAUUCUAGUUCACAGGUUUCUUGUGCUGGAAACAGUGAAAAUCCACCUAAUUGCCAGGGACAUCAACACAACAAAUUGGGCUCUUACUCAAGAGAGAAAAUGUAUUACUUAAAUAAAAGGGAAAGAAGUCAACAGUCUUUGGACAGCCCUCAUCUAUGUGAACUGGGAAAAGUGAAAUCCACACAGUGUAACUCUAGGAAUAUCAGCUGCCUUCUAAGGAACUGUUCAAGCAGCCCUUCAGAAACCACAGAGUUGAACAUUAUAGAAGGAGAGAGGACCCACCUGACAGCCAAAAGUCUUUUAGAAAGAGUACAAGCCAAGAAAUGUCAGGAACAAUCAACUCAUUUUGAAGCCUCUUCCAACAGCUGUAAAAAUGAAUCAGAGGCUCCUUCACAAAUCCAAUGCACAAUUCAGUUUACACCACCAGGCUGUAACAGACCCUCAUUGCCUUUGUCUGAAAAAAUGCAGAACACAAGUAAAAGAAGAAAUGAUAAAAGCAGUGCAAUGCGAAGAACUAUUGACAAAGACGAAGUUAAAAGUUCCCAGACAAAUGAUUUUACUGUUUUAGUAGACACUGAUUGUGACAAUCAUCUUUCUAAAGGUAUAAUUCACAUAGUAGCAGAGUCUCAGUCACCAAACAUGAAAAAGAAUCCAACAACAAAAGAACAAUCAAAAUCAUUAAUUGGUGAAGUCCAACCUUUUAUUCAAAGUUGUGACCCAGUACCAAAUGAUUUCCCUGGUGCUUUUCCAUCUAAUAGAUAUACUGGUGUCACUAAUUCAACAGAGACCAAAGAGGACCAAAUAAAUCUAGACUUACAGGAUGUAAGCAUGCAUAUGAAUCAGGUAGAGGGGAAUAUAAACUCUUACUAUGACAGGACUAUGCAGAAGCAUGACAAAGUAGCAGAUGACUUAGAAGUGUGUCAUAAAUCUCUCUCUCCCCCGUUAAUUCAACAGCCCAUAACAUUUUCUCCUGAUGAAAUAGAUAAAUAUAAGCUCCUACAGCUCCAAGCCCAGCAGCAUAUGCAGAAACAGCUCCUAUCAAAGCAUCUUCGAGUUUUGCCUGCUGCAGGGCCCACUGCCUUCUCUCCGGCCUCCGCUAUACAGGCAGUUCCAGGUCACCAGCAGGCUUCUAUCACUACCAUCCACCACACGUUUCUGCAGCAUUUUGUUUCUGCUUCCAUAAAUGCCCAUAGCAGUCACCUCCCUAUAGCUCAUCUACAUCCCCUUUCCCAGCCACAUUUUAAUCCAUUCACAUUUUCACCCCUGACUCCAGCCAUCAUCCCUGCACACCCCACUUUCUUAGCGGGUCAUCCCCUGCGUUUGGUCACUGCUACUCCCUUCCACCCAUCUCACAUAACCCUUCAGCCCCUGCCCCCUGCAGCAUUUAUCCCCACAUUGUUUGGCCCUCACCUCAACCCAGCCACAACUUCUAUCAUCCACUUGAAUCCUUUAAUUCAACCAAUGUUUCAUGGUCAAGAUCUUUGCCAUCAUUCUUGCUCCAGUCAGAUGCAACCAUUAAAUGGAAUGAAAGAGGCCUUAAAUGUGUCAGCUCACUUGAACUAA
Molecule: messenger RNA, 4044 nt
Organism: Hippopotamus amphibius kiboko
Lineage: Eukaryota; Metazoa; Chordata; Mammalia; Artiodactyla; Hippopotamidae
Gene: ZNF804B
Product: zinc finger protein 804B
Exons: 4
Coding region: 1-4044 (1347 amino acids)
Cellular component (GO): nucleus
Source: RefSeq, a predicted model, not a curated record